AAAACGAUCAAGACUUAACAAAUAGAUCAGACGUAAAAGAAAUAGAAAAGAGGGAAGAGAAAAAGACCCUUCUUCUCUACCCGGAAACUCGAGUGAACGUAGUUUCUCGAACUUGGAAUCAUAUCUAGAUGAAUUCGAUACUUAGGCAACUGAUUAUUUCGACAGUGAAGAUGAGUAUUUUGAAACAUAUAGAAACAUUGUUGAGAACAAUAGUAUGUUUCCUUUAGAUGGAAUGAGUCAUUUUUCUGCCACAACGUCUGCGGAAAGCGGGAGAUAUAUUCAAGGAGUGUCACAAUACAAAAACAUGCUAGUUUUCAUGUCGUCCUUACAGAAAUUUGCAAAAUCCAAUGGAUUUACUGUCCAUGAUGUUAUGGCAGAUGGGAACUGUCUUUUCAGAGCCAUUGGUGAUCAACUUUCGGUUAACGGAAUCUUCGACAAUUCUCCUGUUUCACUGCGGAAAAACACUCUAAAGUGCGCUAGAUACGAAGUUUUUAAUUUUAAAUUAGAAUUGAGAAUAUAGUUUAUUUAAAGUCUUGAAUAAUGACAAGAUUUUUAAAAAUUGACAAGUUUCUUCGGGAAAAUCCAUAUCAAGAAGAUGGGUCACAUUCUGAGUCAUUUCUUUUCACCGAAAGUUGGGAGCAAUACUUGUCAAGAAUGGAGCAAAAUACUGAAUGGUGUGAUCAUGUCAUAUUUAAAGCUGCUGUGGACGCCCUUGGUUUACGAGCUGUUGUGUUUAAUGUGUACGGCGACGAUAUCAGGCGCACCGAAGUUCUUUCCAGAAACCCGUCUGAUGGCAACUUAACAGUUUAUCUCGGUCAUUUUGGAGAAUUUCACUAUCUUAGCUUGAGACCUAACAACUGGGAUAAAGAGUGGCAAUGCAAACCAUUGAUGUUCAGACAAGAACUACUCACUAAACAGUUUGAAGGUAUGAAAAAUCAAACUGAUGAGAUAAAGGACUCAAAGGAUUUCCAAAGAAUAUGUGGACUCCAAACAGAGAUGAAAGGUGAUGGAAAUCAACCCGACUUUGAACAUUUCGGAAACAGAGUAUGCCCAGUUUACAGUUUAAAUGACCUUGAUAUAGAGGAAAAUAAAGAAUCGCUAAAUCGUCUAGUAGAGGAUCCAUUUUACGUUGAUGCAAGAACAGGACUUCCACUGCAACAUUUAUCGUAUCUCAUUUACCAUUUGAUUCCUCCUACGAUGAGUUUGUACAAUUCUUUUGAUCUUCCACCGGUUCAAAAGGAUGGGAUGCUGUUUCAGUAUUUAGGAUCAUUUGCAACGGGAAGAAAUAUAUUCAUAAAGGAUAUUACACGAGGAUAUACUAUAAGAAACAAGGUAAAGAAAGAUGCUACUGUCGUUGCUUUACGGCCACUUACAUCUGCGAUUUCAAUCGACACAAAGGACACUCAUCCAGGCUUCCUACGACUAUUCUACAUUCCCAGA
Molecule: messenger RNA, 1440 nt
Organism: Saccostrea cuccullata (small rock oyster)
Lineage: Eukaryota; Metazoa; Mollusca; Bivalvia; Ostreida; Ostreidae
Exons: 4
Source: RefSeq, a predicted model, not a curated record